Molecule: messenger RNA, 6312 nt
Organism: Drosophila miranda
Lineage: Eukaryota; Metazoa; Arthropoda; Insecta; Diptera; Drosophilidae
Gene: Imp
Product: insulin-like growth factor 2 mRNA-binding protein 1
Exons: 7
Coding region: 1342-3261 (639 amino acids)
Biological process (GO): nervous system development; regulation of gene expression
Cellular component (GO): cytoplasm; cytosol; nucleus
Molecular function (GO): mRNA 3'-UTR binding
Source: RefSeq, a predicted model, not a curated record
CACUCGUCGUCGCCGUCGCAUUAGUUCGUUUGACUCUCAACUCGACUCUCAGCCACAGUUCCAGCCACAGUCACAGUUACAGUUACAGUCACAGCUCCAGGGUCCAGGUCCAGGUCUAGUUCCAGGUUCAGGUCCAACCACAGCACCACAGGCACAGGCACAGGCACAGCCACAGCGACCAGCUAUAGCACCGGAACAGUAACCGCCAUCGUUAUAUCGCUAUAUCGCUAUAUCGCUUAUCGUUUAGCUGCCGGAAAAAUCUGACGCCGUCGGUUAUCGCCGUUUUUUUUAAGUUGAUGCAACCUCCAGCUGAAUGCCAGUGACAAAUACCAAAACGAAAAUAUUGUACAAGUGAAAAAGUGAGCCCAAGAAAUACGAAAGGAAUUCCAUUCCGCAAUAAAAAAUUAUCCCAAAAAUCCUCAAUCCUCAAUAUUAUUAUUCUUCCCUUUUUGGCUCAAUUGACACCACAAAAAAAAACAACAACAACAAAUCACACAGCAACAACAAAAUCCUAAAAAACAAAAACCCUUUUUUGGAACAAGGAAAGCACAAAUUCGAGCGCAAAAAAAAGCCAAUAUAAAAUUUCACAAAACAAAACUGUUUUAAACAAAUUAAACAACGAAGAAAAAAAAAACGGAAAACUGUGAAAGGACCCACAACAAAAAAAGCCAUAAGUAAAACAUAAGAAAUGCUAACUCGACAACACGAAAAAAUAAUUACAAAUAAAAACAAAAAAUAACUAAAAACUCGCCAGUCCCCUGACCAGCCAAAAGUUAUUCCGGGCUCAGCAAAAGUUUUGUUUCUUCGACCAAUAACAACAAAAUCAAAUAAACAAACAAACAAGACCAAAACCAAAAACCAAACAAAAAAAAAUAAACAAACACAUUUUUAAAAAUUAAUCUGUCAAGGACAUGUGUGAAUCGAUUAAUUGAGCGAGCAAAACAAAAAAAGUUCCAUCAUUCCAUCCUCCCACCAAACAAAACACCAAACACACAUGAAAAACAGGGGAAAAGCUAAGAAAAGAGAAAGUGAAGAGUAAGAGUAAGAGUAAGAAGAGUAAGCCAUUUUGAAAGCUCUAUUGGAACCACCCGCCACCAAUCCCCGAUUCGAAGAAUUCUUAAGUGCUCCACCCCAAAACACACACAAGUUUCGGUUUCGUUUCGAUAUCGUUUAGGCAGAGAAGAAAACAUAAUUAUUCCUAUAGAUACUACUAUCGUAUAAAUACUUUAUACAUAGAUAUAUAAACGCGAGCUAAGCCAAAGCCAGAAAGUCGAUCAAAUACAACCAAAUCCUCGUUAAAGCAACAACAAAAGAAGAGAACAAAAAACGAAAGCAGCAAAAAUGGCAUCCGAAUUGGAUCAGUUCGCCGACUUGGAGCUAUCGAAGGAGGAUCGCGAACAGAUCUUCGAUCCGCCAUUGGAUCGGCAGCAGUUGGAAGGUGCUGGCACCUCAAGUGUUACGACAUCAAAACUCUUAAUAAGCGGCAUACCGAUGCAAACACGUUUCGAAGACAUCGAACCGCUACUGAAGCCCUUCGGCAUCGUGAAACAAUGCGAGGCUAUUUCUAGUAAGGACCAAUCUACUCAAACAGUACAUAUUACAUUCGAAAACCCUGAGCAGGCGCAAAGAGCUGCUGGCGGCCUCAACGGAGUCGAAUUCGAGGGCAACAAGCUCCAUUGCGAGCAGCUGGAUAAAAACCAGCGUCGCAGUCAGCGCAAUCAGCGCAAUACGUACCCGGGUAUGCCGGGACCCGGGCGCCAGGCUGACUUCCCGCUGCGCAUUCUCGUCCAGAGCGAAAUGGUUGGGGCCAUUAUCGGACGACAGGGCAGCACGAUCAGGACAAUCACACAGCAGAGUCGGGCCCGUGUGGAUGUGCAUCGCAAGGAGAAUGUCGGCUCCCUGGAGAAGUCGAUCACGAUCUAUGGCAAUCCGGAGAACUGCACCAAUGCCUGCAAGCGCAUUCUGGAGGUGAUGCAACAGGAGGCCCUCUCCACGAAUAAGGGUGAAAUCUGCCUGAAGAUACUGGCCCACAACAAUCUGAUUGGAAGGAUCAUUGGAAAGUCUGGGAACACCAUCAAACGGAUCAUGCAGGACACCGACACGAAGAUCACCGUCAGCUCGAUCAAUGACAUCAACAGCUUCAAUCUGGAGCGCAUCAUCACGGUGAAGGGUUUGAUCGAGAAUAUGUCGCGGGCCGAGAACCAGAUCAGCACCAAACUGCGACAGAGCUACGAGAAUGACCUACAGGCGAUGGCACCGCAGAGCCUCAUGUUCCCCGGCCUUCAUCCCAUGGCAAUGAUGUCGACACCCGGCAAUGGCAUGGUCUUUAACACAAGCAUGCCAUUCCCAUCGUGUCAGAGCUUUGCCAUGUCCAAGACGCCGGCCAGCGUAGUUCCGCCGGUCUUCCCCAAUGAUCUGCAGGAGACGACAUAUCUCUAUAUACCGAACAAUGCCGUUGGGGCGAUCAUCGGCACCAAGGGCUCCCAUAUACGUAGCAUAAUGAGAUUCUCGAAUGCAUCCCUGAAGAUUGCACCCCUCGAUGCCGACAAGCCGCUGGACCAACAAACGGAACGUAAAGUAACGAUUGUUGGUACACCGGAGGGUCAGUGGAAGGCGCAGUACAUGAUCUUUGAGAAGAUGCGCGAAGAGGGUUUCAUGUGCGGCACCGAUGAUGUUCGUCUAACGGUCGAACUGCUUGUGGCAAGCUCUCAGGUCGGCCGUAUUAUCGGCAAGGGAGGUCAGAAUGUGCGCGAACUGCAGCGCGUGACGGGCAGUGUCAUCAAGCUGCCAGAGCAUGCCCUGGCCCCGCCAGCAGGCGGUGAUGAGGAGACGCCCGUUCACAUCAUUGGGCCAUUCUACAGCGUACAGUCCGCCCAGCGUCGCAUCCGGGCCAUGAUGUUGUCCACGAACCCGCCGCCAGUGACCAAGAAACAGAAAGCUGCCAAAGAACAACUGCAACAACAGCAACUGAGCUUAGCCGGUGCUGCGACCAGUGGAUCCCAGCAGCUUCAGCAACAGCAGCAGCAACUUUCGCCGACGUUGCAGCAACAGCAGCAGGCACUGCCGCCGCAAUCGCACCAUCAAUCUGUGUCGGCGUCUUCGUCGUCAUCGACGCCGCCUGCCCAUCAUCAGCAGCAACAGCAGCAGGCGUCGUCGGCAGCGACUUCGCACCAAUUGCAGCAGCAACCGUCGCCGCCACUGAGCGCUAGCAAUGAAACUCUGGCCACCUCCCAGCAGCAGCUGGCGAGCUCGCAGCAGUAAGAAGUAGUAAGCAGAAAUAUCACUUGGAACGAGGAAGGAGAAGAUUUAGCGCCGCAACAACCAGCAACAGCAACAGCCACAACAGCAAUCGGAGGCUGCAACCAGCAACCAUCGAUAUCAGCAAUAGCCAAGGCAGGGUUUUCUUUUAUGUACUACUACUACCACAACUAAUACUACUACUACCACUUCUACUACUAUCAAUACUACCUCCUACCCUCGUCUCAAAAGCAGAAACCACAAACCAUACCAUACCAUACCCUACCCUACCCUACCACAACCACCCAUAGGCGCCACCUUCGUGCUGGCACAGGCGACCAAUCCGCAACAGGAAAACAUAUAAAGAAACAGAAACAGGUUGAAAUCGUCAUGUGAAAGAUGUUCUUCCUAGUUUAUAACAGUGUAUAAUAGUUGCAGUUGUAUAACAGACAACUAAAAACCAUCCUAAACAAUACACAAGAAAAUGUUGAAUCAAUGCAUGCUACGAAAUAAAGUGAAAUUCUUGAAUAGAAGGAAAAAAUUAUAAACCCACCCCGCCCUCCCCCACUUUGUGCUGUGUGUCCCAUGUAUAACAGAUAACUGUGGGAUGUUUUUCCAUCACCAACAACAGCAACGGCACAAAGUCCACAGUCAAACAAAUUCUACCACCCCCGCACCCCCUUCCCCAACAUCCCCGCAGAAUGGAGUGCAUGAAGGAAAAGCAUAAAGCAGAAGCAAAAGGAAAAAUUGAGCAUUGUAUGCGUUAGAUUUUUUUAAAAAUAUAUUUAAUUAUAAAAAGUUAAUUCUUAAUUUUUUUUUUUAAACAAAACUUUAGAAAGCUUAAAUUUAAGUGAAAACAAGAAUUGAAAGCCGAUCAGCGGAAAGAGUAUAAAGAAGGAGAGACAAGAGAACGAAAUAGAAAAGAGCAGAAGCGAAAAGAAAAGUUUGUUUUGUUUGGACAACAAUUAUAACAGAGAAAUUAUUGUACACAUGCAAAAUUAUAAACGAAAUUGUAACCCAAAACAGAAUAAAACGAAAGAUUCAAUGAACGAUUGAACAGAACAGAACAGAUAAGAACCGAACCGAAAAGUACAGAAGAGAGAUUCAAGCAGAUUUACAACAAGAAAAACCAACAACACACAAGAAAAGAAAAGGCAGCCAGGAAACUGUAACAGUUAUAUGCAGCACAAUGUCUAACAGUCGAUGUAGGUGUCACGCCCAACAACAACAGUUGUACAUAGUACAUGUAACAGAGAGAUACCUAAACACCAACCCAACCCUACCCUACUAAAAACAACCAAACCACCAAUAACUAAGGAAAGAAACCCAACUAUCUAAUGUAUACAAUAUAGUAAGUAGCUGAGUUAGUCUCGAGCUGCCAUUGUAAUGGAUGUAAUGGAUGGAUGGAUAGAUGGAUGGAUGGAAGGAGAGGAAAGGAGAGGAGAGGAGUGGGCAUUAUGCGGGAUUUGAUUUCCUUUCCCGGUAAUGUCCAGCGAGAGCAAUGUUUAACUGUACUGUACAGCUGUAAAAUAGUCUUGUCGAUGCCUGGAAAAGAUAGUUGUUUGUAUUGAUAGCUCUUUUUGUUUGUUUGUGUGUGUGGCAAGAAGUUACAAGAAUUGUUGAUUAUACUUAGAGGAGGACAGAGAGCGCAAAAGCUAGAGCGAACGCGAUAGCGAAAGAAAAGAGUAUAAGUGUUAAAGAAACUAUUGUAAUGUGUUUGCCUUGAAAUGAAAACAAAAGAAAAAAAUGAAUACGAAUACGAAAAGAAACGAAAGUGAAAGUGAAAGAAACUAACUAGAAAUGAAAUAACGGUGCUGAAAUGUUAAUUUUUUUUAAUCGAACGAAGAAAAGUUUAUCGUUACGUUACGUUACAUUAAGUGUUACGUUAUAACGUUUGAGCGUGUAUGAGAGAGACAAGCUGUUAUACAUGGAUGGGACACCACACAGAAAUAUUGACAUAGAUAGACAUAGCCACAAUCCAAAAUCCAAACUGUACACCACACACAAUCACAAGUAAAAAAAACUGAAGAGUGCAUUUAAUAUGGUUCAAACCAUAUGGCAGCAGUAGAGCAGUAGAACAGUAGCACAGUAGAGUGCAGUAGAGAACAGUAUAUGACAGAAUCAAGCCAUAGCUAAAGAAACCGCAAUCCAAGUAACUGAAUCCCGUGAGCAGCAAACAAUCAAACUACAAUCAAGCCAAAAGCAUACAUACAUAUACAUACAUAUAGCAUCAGCAAUAGCCCAAUUCUGUGAUGUUUUAAGGCAUCAUCUAUUAUCUAUUAACUAAUAAUUAACGUAAAUCUUACAACUAGUAGCUAGUAGCUAUUCCAUAGAAUUAAUGUAACCAAACAAAUCAAAUCAAAUCAAAUUCAAACCACACCCGGAAGCCCCAGCCAGCCCCAACCCUUUUGUUUGUAUAACACUUGCAUCAAAGACAGACAGAGAGAGAGAGAGAAAGAGAGAAAGGGAAAGAGAACUGUUAUAUUCAGGCACCCAAAAUAAAUAAAAACUAAAAAGAAAAAUCAACAUUUCGGCAAACCAAAAACAAAACAAAAAACAAAAAACAACAAGCGCAAAAGAGCAUGAAGAAAAAACAUUUCGGUCAAAACAAGCAACAAGAUGAAAACUUUCGAGUGGCAAAAUUUUGUGGAAAAACGCAAACAAUCAGACAAAGAAGAGAAGAACAACAUUUUUGGACAAAAUUCAAGAAGCAUUUUAAGCCAGCAAGCAGCGUGUACAAGCUUAGGGGCAGCCCAAUUUUUUGAAAUAUCAGAUUUUCCUUGUUCUUUUUAAGAAGAAACAAAGGGAAGCAAACCACAAGAAGAACUUUGAUGAAGAAGAUUGAAAAAGUAAUUAAAAUACCUCAAUGUAAGUGCAUUAUCUUCUACAAAAAGAAAAAACAAAGCAAAAAGAAACAAAAAAAAAAAACAAAAAAACAAAACAAAGAACGUUCAUAAUGAAUAGAUAUCCUAAAAAUGAGCUAAACACAGAAAUGGAAUAAAAAUAAAAAAAGAGAAAAUGAAACGAAUUACGAGAAACCUAAACCUUAAAGUUAGUGUGUAAGCAAAAGAUAAA